Messenger RNA from Neofelis nebulosa (Clouded leopard), 1499 nucleotides. RefSeq names its product zinc finger protein 575 (gene ZNF575). NCBI's taxonomy places the organism in Eukaryota, Metazoa, Chordata, Mammalia, Carnivora, Felidae. The transcript is spliced from 4 exons. Gene Ontology annotation, biological process: regulation of transcription by RNA polymerase II. Gene Ontology annotation, molecular function: DNA-binding transcription factor activity, RNA polymerase II-specific; RNA polymerase II cis-regulatory region sequence-specific DNA binding. The record is from RefSeq and is a predicted model, not a curated record. Bases 371 to 1111 code for a protein of 246 amino acids.
GCGUGGGAGGAGUGGAUGGAAAUGAGGCUGGGCAGAGCACUCGCGCACCCUCCCUCCCCUCCCGUCGCUGGGCGCGCGCCGGGAGGUGCAGCUCCGCCGCGUCCGAGGGCAGCGCAGCAGCUGCAGCGGCCGCUGCGGGAGGGGCCCGGAGCCCCGCCCCCGGGGAGGGGCCUUCCGCAGGUCUCCCCUCUACCCUCCACGCUGCGGAUGAAAUUUAGCAACAAGAAGGAAGCAGUUCACGCGGCGUCCAUGGACGGAGACUAAACCGCGACUCCGGUAAAGCUACCUAUUGGAGGCCCUAUAGCCUAUCCCCAUCAGCCUGAUCAUCACCGGCGUGGCCUAGCUCCCUCUGGGUUCCUGGGCCAGCAAGAUGCUGGAACGAGAUGCGGAGUCUGCGGCCGGGGACACGGAUCCUAGUCCCACCGGCAAGGAACCUAUAACCAAAGGAGGAGCUCCCCACCAGGGCUCGCCGCAGAAGCCCAGCCAGUCGGUUCCCGGGCCUGCCACGUCCGCGGGGGCGCCUUCUCGACCUCGCCGGCGGCCCCCGCCCCAGCGCCCGCACCGCUGCCCCGACUGUGACAAGGCCUUCUCGUACCCGUCCAAGCUGGCCACGCACCGGCUGGCACAUGGCGGCGCCCGCCCGCAUCCGUGCCCCGAUUGCCCCAAGGCCUUCUCCUACCCCUCCAAGCUGGCAGCUCACCGCCUCACGCACAGUGGUGCCCGCCCACACCCGUGCCCACACUGCCCCAAAGCCUUUGGCCACCGCUCCAAGCUGGCCGCCCACCUCUGGACCCAUGCGCCUGCCCGCCCCUAUCCGUGCCCGGACUGCCCCAAGUCCUUCUGCUACCCCUCCAAGCUCGCAGCCCACCGCCACACCCACCACGCCACCGACGCCCGCCCCUAUCCUUGCCCGCACUGCCCCAAGGCUUUUUCCUUCCCCUCCAAACUGGCCGCCCAUCGCCUGUGUCAUGACCCCCCCACGGCGCCGGGCAGCCAGGCCACGGCCCGGCAUCGCUGCUCCAGCUGCGAUCAGGCCUUUGGCCAAAGACGCCUCCUGCUCCUUCACCAACGCAGCCACCACCAGGCUGAGAGCCAGGGGGAGCGCGAGUGAGCCCUCCCCUUGGCUCACAGCGCCCCCCUGCCGCCAGCCCAGGUCAAUGAAGAGGUGGCAUUUCUAAGCUGGGCUGUACGGACUUGCCUCUGCUCCACUCUGGGCUCAAACUUACCGGGCUGAGGACUUCUGCUCACCUGUUUGGGGGAGGGAAAGGUGUCACCCAUAGUUAGCACUGGGCCCCAAACUAUGGGUUUGGAGCUGUGGGUUGAAAUCAAGUCCUGGCUCCGGUUUUUUCCCUCCUAUUCAUAAGGCAAAAGUAAAAAGUCUGCUAGCACCGGGGGUUGGUGAGGAAUGUGGGGAAACAGGGUCUCUCCUUAUUGUGAGUUAAAUUGGUGCCUGCAUUUUGGCCGUUUUGACUGUAUCUAUAAAAAAUUUUAAAUGCACA